ACAGAAUGGUCACUUUUCUGUGGUAAACAGUUCGAAAUCAAACUUCGUUAACUAACCUCACAAAGCUACAGGGAGCCGGGUUUCGUUUUGUUCAAAAUCGUGUUCUCAUUUCUAGUUAACGCCUUCCAUUGACAAAAAUCUGUCGCCUUAUCAUAUAAUAAUACAUUUCAUUAAUACUGUUUCUUCAAUUCCGCAAUACGAGCAUUGAACAGCCCGGACAAUGUAGUGAGAUUUCCUGCGGUCAAGAGUGGGUCGAUAUCACGAGACUUAUACAAGUCAUGAAACGCCUGAAGCUUUGAAUUUACAUCAGCGGUAUUGCAUCUUCAGUUAAUUUGCCUGUGCAUCGAUCGUUUGUUGACGGAGAGGUUACAAGGCGGUUUGAUGAGAACUCGAUGGUACAAUGAAAAAUGUACGUACCUAGUCAAGGUCCUUUAGAUGCAACCGCUAUCGUCGGAUGCGCGAUAUCUUUAUUUUUCUGCGUGGUUUCCGUCGUUGCUUUCAUAUUCUUCAGGUGAGAUUUGUUUGUUUUUAAAAUUUUACAAUCCAGAUAGUCCAGCUCUCCGCCCUAGAAGCCUUUUGAGUGAUUUAUUAAUGUAAUUCCCUGUAAGAAAAACGUUUUACUGAACAUAUUAUAAUAGUUUUGAAUAUCUUCAUGCAUAAAAACGGACAUUUAGCUAGGGACAUACACUACUUUUUAACAACACAAUUUAUGCGAUCAGCUAUGGCAUAUUUGAAAUGAAAUAUUGAGUGUUACGAAAUUUUGAUGAGUAUUUGUACUUUGUAUAGUUAGAGUUCAAUUGUAAUGUCUACUUUUAAGAUCAGUGUCUAAAUUUGGUCUAGCAAGACCCCUUUCUUUUUAAGCAACCAGUCAAAAUAAAGUUUGUAACGUGUGAAAGUUUUCCUCUGUUUCAAGUCGCAACCAUUACUUGUUUCGAUAGCAAUUCAACAUCAUUGUUUAUGCUAAAGAUAAAGUUUUUACUAGCUUCUAGACGUCACAACUAGUGACUAAUCAUUUUCAAAUAAAACAGACGACAAUUUUUUAGUUUCAUCCUGUUUCUACCAUGAGCAGAGUAAUAACAUGUCUAAAAUAACAAUUGCAACGUUCAAAACACGCAAUGUCUUAAACAUAAUUUUCAAUUCACCACAAAAACUGAAAUAUUGUUAUUGGCAACUAUCGAAUUGAAGUAUCACACUGGCAAAAACUUUACUCCCUUUUGGGGCAAACUUUGUUACGCUUAACCAAAACAAAACGUGAGCUUUUCCUGAUGUUUUUUCUCUUUCCGACAUUUAUUCUUGAAAAUGAAAGCGGAGGAUUUAGUGUCCGUAAAAAAUUGAGUUCUCGGCCCUCCACUGACUACAUCAUACAUAAUGUAUACACCUAAUAUUCAAACCGCUGUCGAUUUUCUGUAACGAGUAUUAAAUAUAUUUUCACUUCGACUAUUGAACGUUUAUUCAUAGCAUUGUCUUCAAACACUCUUAAUGUUUUCCCCCAUUUUCUGAAAUAAAACCAAAUGAAAGCCGUGCCAUUUAACAGAUAUAAACGCUGGUUUGUAAUUUUUUUAGGCAGGCAAGCUAUAAAAGAGGUUAAAAUUAAAGCGGUGAGCUAGAUCGCUCAGUAACCUAAACAAUACUUCGGCUCAACAUCAAUUAUUUGUAAAACAGCUUUAGAUCACAAAGCAAAUUAUACAAUGUUUUAUUUCCAGCGUCAAAAGCAAGGAGAGUAUAAACUGAUCUACAAUUUUCUAUUCUGUAAAUUUCCGUGCUUCCUGAUUGUCUUUAUAAACGCUGGAGGAAAUAUCUAAUUUGUACGGAAAACUUCUUUGUGAAAGCAUACCCCGGCGAGGCAAUAAACACAUGAACGCAACUCCGUGAAGGGAAUAAUCGGCGUAGUUCUCAGCGCUGUAUUUAAGCUUAAAGCGGGUGAACGCAGCAGAAAAAUUAGCAUUCGAUUAUCUUUUUUAUUUUUGUUUAUUUAUCGUUAACUUUUGAGCUAAUUGAAGACGUUGAAGCUACAGAAUAAUCGCUUGAAAAUGUCCCGAAUAAAUUUGGUUUUAACGAUUGCAGACAUAUUUAAGAAAUUUGCUUACGAGAAAGAAUAUUAUAUUAUUAAUUUGCCAAUGAGCUUUCGGCUCGGAAAUGGUCAGUCUGUGAGGCGAUACGGGCGAUGAUCAACUACUUCUCCUUUUAAUCUAUCUUUAAUAUUCAGUCUUACCGCUUGCAACUUCUGAUUCCGAUAAAUUGACCACCCGGAGAAACAAAAAAUGGAUCUGCCAAAAGUCCGAAAAAGUGAAAAAUAGAGCUCUGACUUUUUAAUUUGCCCGAAUAUAACCAAAUUUUGUGUUUGUCCCAAUUCCUCGUAAACGUUUCGAAACGCUACAAAUUUUAUUGUUUACUCGAUUUAUGAUUGACGGUCUUUUAUUGACGCUUCAAAAGAGUUCAAAAGAUUCUUGAAAUGGAAGAAGAUCACUUCACAACAUAAUCACUGUUGGUUUUUUAUCCUGAAUAAAUCAGUUGGGAAUUCAUAUGCAUGCUCCGGCCCUUGAAGCUCAGAUCGUAUGUGAAAAAACAGAUGGAUCGACGUAUCGUUAUCUUACUCGGAAACUGCAUAUUACGCUUUUCAUCUUCAGACUCGAAGUAAAAGUUAAAAUCGCCAUGGAAAGCAUUAGUGAUAAACAAUAUUCCGAGUAAGCACUGCUCUGUAGAAACUGCAGUUCAAUUAGACUCAAAUGAAAGCCCAAGAACCGCCUUAUUUGUAAAAAAAUGUACAAUUCAAAUCUUGAAUAGUCACUUAGUCCCAGGCUGGACUCAUUAGACAUACGUGCAUCUCCUACGAACUUUGUAGAUCUAUGAAAAAGGGAAAUCUUAAUUAAUCUCAACUUGAAAAUAUACCGGAGCAGGAUAGAAACGCAAAAAUUCAGUUUUCAAGUUUGUUUUGUGUUGAUUUAAUUGUCUUUUUUGCAGUAGUCUACUAAUAAAACUUUAGAUCGAAAUUCGAGCGUCUUCUUUAACAUACACUGUACGACUCUACGACGAAGAUUAUGACAUUCACCUGGAAGGUUUAAAUUUACAUGCAAAUAAAAACUUAUUGUUUUGAUUCUUUUCAAUAGUGAGAAGCGCUUCAAAAAGCGAUGAAUCAAAUUAAAUACUCGACAGGGAAUUAAUUUAUCAAAGUCCAAUGACUGUGGGAUUUAUCUCUAUGGAAACCGAAUAGGCCUUUUGCAGUAGAUCAUGGUUACCUGAUAACUUUCCGUAAACACAAUUACAAUAAUGUUGUUGAAAAAAAUUAUUUUAGCAGGAACUAUAAGAGCAUAUAAAACAGUAAAUAUCCUGUAAAUUUUCAGGGAUAUAUCUCGAAAGUAGCGAUUGCAAGACUCUUGCAAAGCCCACCGAAAAUAAAAAGGACGCAUACAGGAAAAACAACUCUUGCCACCCUGAGUCACUGUCAAGUGGUCUCCAUACAAAUCCUUGUAUGGGCUCAGAGACAAAAAAAAAUGAGCCCCGCAAUAAGUAAAGGAAAGAUGUAAUGACAGGUUAAAAAAUUUCAAAAUUUCCAAGGAUUUGGAUGAACAACCUCGUUCCCAGGGUUCUCUCCUACCUGUCCCACUCUCUCUCUCGCUCCGUAGGAACGAGGUUGUUGGAUGAACGAUCAUUCAACCCUGUUUGAGGGGCAAGAAUUGUUUUUUUUUUUAGAGAAAGAUUUGCCGAAAAACGGAGGUUAUAAAAUCUUUGAAAAGAAUUCUAAACAGUAAGCCGUAUACUCAGCAAAAUUUAGCAGAUACCGUUAGAAAAGUGUGAUUUAGUUGCUUUUUUAUUUGAAGCUGUCAAUGACAGUUGUAUUUUGAAUUUCAAAACAAAGUUUUACACGUGGAGGCCUCUCCCCGAUGGCCAACGUUUAACCCUUUUAUAGGCCAAUUGGGCAGAAAGGGUACCCUUUUUCCAUAGUUAGUAGAGAAGACUGGUUUUGAAAGGCAGCAAACAUCAAUUAUAAAAACAACGGCGCUGCAGUUUUAUAUUGGGUGCUCCCUGAAUGUGCAUAAUUCUUUGUUUUUUGUUCUCAAAUUGUGAAGGAAUAAAUUAAUGCGACGUUUAUAUUGGUCGGUAAGAUCAAAAUGAUAAGAAUGCUACAGAUCAUUAGAGAGUCGGAAAGGAUUCACAGCCAUUACAGUCGAUGAAAUAUGCCUUACAUUUAAAAAUGGCACCCUUUUUACAUACCCACCUACGAUCUUGGAAUCACUUACUUCCUAGUAAAGCUUACCAGUAGAUCUUGUGCUUACGCAUUGCGCGUUGAAACUUGGAAUGAAACAACAUUACGGAAGACCACAUCGAAAAUUAAACGAUAAAGCCACAAGGUGCGUUUGUUCAAAUUUUUUUAAGUCAAAGGCCCUUUUGAAUCUCAGCCUUUCAUAUUCUUCAGCUCGUCAUAUCCCUAUCUUUUUACACACUGAAGCCUGAAAAGGAUAUCCCUUUCGGGCGGAGCCUCCCCGCAGCAGGAGUUAUAGUACCCUUCAGGACUGAUGGAAACGAGAGUCUGAUCCAAUAUACUCUAUUUUUGUUAUUACUCACUACAGUAUUUGUGUUGUGUAUUUGACAGACCGAGGACGGAGGCGUUUUUGAUAAAACAACACCUAGUCUAUGCUGUGGGACUCACGCAAAUAGUUCUUCUUGUCAGUAUAGGAGCCUACGAAAAGAAGGUUAGUUUUCCAGCCGAAUUCAGUUUAGUUCAGUUCUUAAUUAGUUUAAAAAGAAAAUUAAUUCGAGUCUGGUCGCAAGGUUUCACCGUCGGGGAUUCACAUUCGGGAUUGUUAUAAAUGAAUGAAUCUAUUUCAUUGUCAUGACGGACAUAAUUUGAAUUGUGGGUUCAGCUAAAGAAAGGUCUGGAAACGAAAAUUCUGCCGAAACCUAUCGGAUCUCGUUUAUACAUGGUCGGCAAUGGGUCGGUAAGUGAAUGGAUCUUCGAGAAUUUUCGAAAUUUCCGAUUGUCCCGGAUCCCCCCAAAUUUCUCAGUUCCAGAUCGCACAGCAGCCGACCGAAAAAUAUAAAAUGGCCACCAAAGAAAACACAUGCCAUUCUUGAUUCAUUUAUUGCAAUUUAAUGGGAGGUGAAAAAGGGGCCUGGGAUUUUAUCAGAUCAAUGCAGUGAACACCAUUAAUCAAUGCAGGGUGAUUAUUUAUAGCUUCAGGGCCAUGUAACGAAUCUUAGCCCUCCAGAUAGGCAGACGAUCUUUCCUUAUACCUUCCCCCUUCACGGCAACGCAAUAUAAACCACUGAAAUCUAUUUGAUUUCAUGUAAUUCUGAAAUACUACAGUCUGAAUAAAGAGGUGUAUCCAAUUCUCGACUAUUUCAUAAAGAGUCGCCAGGUAAUCCGAAUUUCGGAAUCCUUGACAUUUUUGCAUGCGGAAUCCGCAAUCGGGAAAUCUUUGCUUAAAGAAUCCGAAUUCCUGGGCAUUCAGCUCAAGGAAUCCGCAUUCCUACUAACGAUUGGAAUUCGGAAACCAUUAGUUCCUCUGACGAGGAAUCCGUAAUCCAGUACUGACUGGAAAUCGGAAUCAAAGACUGCCUUGGAUUUAAAUUGACUUACAUACAAUGUAGGGCGAUAAAGAGAGCCUUCUCGUAGACCAUUUCAAUUACAAAACACGAAGACAUAAUUAAUUGUCUGUUGUAUGGAUAUAGUAUGUCUUGUAACUUGUAAUUUGUAAUUACUAUUGUAAUAGAGAAGAGAAGUCGUUGCGUCACGUUGCCAUGGUAGCAAAUUUUCUGGAUGACAACAAACCAAAACAUUACUUAAAAAGUGGAUUAGCACUUUUUCAAACUUCAUCGAUCUUAUUUAAUUUCAUUUAAUUUGUCAAAGGUCUGGGUUAAAUUAGGAAGUCUCAUGUCGCAGUCGUGCAACAACGGCUAGGAAAUGUACAAAAAAGGUUGAUGCACGUGCAAAGUUGUUGUUGUUGCUGUUUUUUUGCGCAUCUAAACCUAUUGCUUUUUGCUGUUCGCCGUCACCGUUGCAAAAACUCCCUAUUGUUGCGAUCCAAAAAUUUUUCUACCAUGGUAACGUGACGUCACACUUUUCCUCUCUGUUAAAUUGUAAUUUGUUUACCCACGGCUUAAACGUAUCCCGUGUGUUCCAGAUCGAAUUGAAAUUUGAGGGGAGGGGGAAAACCGAUGAUGAACCUGGAGAAAAAACUUUCAGAGCAAGGCAGAGAGCAAACAACAAACUCAACCCACAUCAUGGCGUCGACGGCAGGAUUCGUGAUUGCUCUCACCACUGCGCCACCCUUGCUCCCCAACAAAGGCAUUAAAACUAUUAACAGUGUAGCCUGCGAGCAAGCAUUUGGGGGACUUUCGGGAGAAGUCACGCGAGAGCCGCAUGCGAAAGGAGACGCGAUUGUGAAGGGUGAGGAAAGAAAGCGGCUUCGCUGCUCGCUCGCGUGUUUCCUCGCGGCUUGCUUCGCUUAUCAUAAUUGGAGCUAUUAAGAGUGCUUUGAAGCUAUCAAAAGUGUUUAUAGCAACGUUUUUUCCUUUCCAUCCCAGGAAGGAUGCCAGGCAAUAUCAGUUGUACUUCAUUAUUCCGCUUCGUCUUGUUUUACUUGGUGUUUAGUGGACAGUUUGUAUUUGUAUUUCAAUCAUACAAACAGCGCUAAUCCAUUGAGGAGAAACGUCUUUUAUCUGUUGCUCGGUUGGGGUGAGUCUCUUGAUAUUCUGGCUUCUAAAAAAUCUAUUUAUUUCGUGCGUUAGUGUAUAAACUCUGUUUGAAUAGAGUGGGCGGUUUUUCUUUCAGGAAAAGACCCAACAUGACAUUUUUUUUUAGCGUAUUGAUGAUAUUUCUUGGCCUCUUAAUGAAAAACGAAGAUAUAUUAUGACAGCACCACAAAUGAAAGACGAAUGAAUGAUACAAUGACUCAACAAACAAACAAACGAACAAACGAAUGAAUAAAUGAACGAGGGAACGAAAGAAUGAAUGAACGAAUGAAUGAAUGAAUGAAUGAGUAAAUGAAUGAAUGAAUGAAUGAAUGAGUAAAUGAAUGAAUGAACUACCGAACGUAGGGCUUUCAACAUGUUGCUCGAAAUUUUCCAAAAAGUUUCCCGUUAUUUCUCAAAAAGUUGCUCAAAAAACAACCAAAAGUUGCUUUUUGUAACGAAAAUUGCUCAAAAGUUGCUCGAAAAAACAAAAACUGUUUUUGGUCUGAUGCUAAAAUAUGCAAAUUAUACAACAAAAGUAAGAUUUCUAAGCAUUUUUGUGCAAUUUUGCGGUGUAACCAGGGUUGCUAAAUAACUUUGCUUUCAUUCAAAACAAAAAAAUGUAAUGAGCCGAUAAAAUUGUUAAAUAACCCGGCUUCUUCACCCGAGACACUCAAGUCAGUCGAGUGUGAAUCUUCGUCCACCAUAACGUCCACUAUUUUGAAUUUUCAGUCUCUAAAAACCUCUGACCUAGCAGCCCGGCUACUUUUAUCUUGCGCCAUGAUCUGCCCCACGGGGAAAGGGGGGAGGAUUUGGCUCCUUUUCUUACAGGAAAUUGAUAAAUUGUCUACCAUGUGUUCAGGGAGCUUGUCACUCCACUCGAUGUUGUCUCCUUCACUCUUUUGAACUCCAGGGAUGAUACUUCCACUAAAACAUGUAACUGAAAGGAAAGACCAAUGUAACUGAAAGGAAAGGCCGAUUUAAGCACUAAUAGCUGCUCCGAUAUUUUAUAAUUGGAAGAUAACCAGAGAAAUUGCUGAGAAUGCAAAAAAUGGCACGAAACGAAAAAAGUUGCUCGAAAUACGAGAAGUUGCCAAAAAGUUACCGAGCAACUAGUGGAAAGCCCUAACCAAACGAGUUUUGAUUAGUUGGAUAAAAUGCUUUCCUACAGUCUUUCUUGAAACCUAGCUUUUAAUUCCAAUUUUCUUAUCGUUUUUGUGUUAAAAAUCUUUCUAGGUUUUCCAUUAAUAGUUUUAGGAAUGUCUUUAGCGAUUGGAUUCACUACCUCAAGCAAUAGCAAAGGAACAGUGUGAGUAUCUCGAGCUUAGUCACCUCAUUACCUUGUAAUUGAAUGGCUCAUCUUCGGGGGAAGGGGGGAGGGGGUAAUCCCAUAAAAUUCGGAUAGGUUUGUGCCGCCCAGGGUCGGGUUGCAAAAAAUAUCUUAAGAUUAAAAAAACUCGUAACUAUUAUUUUAAUACAAUAAGUUUUUGUUCCACAAUAAAAGGUUAAGAGCCCUUAUGAAUUAAGACAGUUUUAUGUAACCCUGUACAGGAACCCUAUUUAAGGAUGAAAUAGACGAAAAUUAAUACCCUUUUUAAGGCCCAAACCCGAAAAAUCGCACCUUUUUCAAGGAAGGACAAAAACUAAAAAAUUGUGGCAACACACCAACCUAUAAGGAGCAUUCUUAAUACAAAUUAGAGAUGAUUUUUUUUUCGUGCAGGUGGGCAUUUACGCUUUCAAUUUUAACUGAUACAAAAUAAGGUGCCCCAACUAAGGAUCACGCAGGGAACAGCAAGGGCGAAAAUGAUACCCUAUUUAACUUAGCAGUAUUUUAUUGUUCUUCUUUGAUGACAUGACCGUACAAAAACCAACGGCUGUUUGUAAUGGUUUCCUUUCAGUUUAUCGCUUUAUAACUGUUGGGAUUCAGAUCAUAUUGUGUGGACCUUCGUUGUUCCAGCUCUUCUCAUUGCCACGGUAAUAAUUAUGCAUUCUUUGAAUGAUUUGUUUUGCUUGUUGGAACGUUCUUGCGCAACCUUGUCACCGAAGCUUUUCCAUUAGAAAGUGAGAGGGGCUGGAAAAGACCCUGGCAUCGACUGGUCACGUGUGCCCCCAACAGGUCCCAAUACACCCUAAAAUCAAACUACAGUUAAACCUCUCCAAAACGGCCACCUUAGGGACAGAAGAAAGCGGCCAUGGUAGAGAGGUGGCCAUUUUUGAGAAGUGGCCAUCGUAGAGAGAUUUAAACAAGAGUCAAUAUAUGGACUCUUCGCCAAAAAAGUAUCUGUUGUAGAGAAGUGGCCGUUUAGGGGAGGUAGCCGUUAAUGAAAGUUCGACUGUAUGCGUCACCUCACAGAGCGUGAUAUCAGGCCGCCUCUUCCCGCCCCGCCCUUUUUCUGAGAGAAUCGCCCUAGGGACUAGGCUGGUUCUUGCUUUUACAGACUUCAGUUAUUUCAGACCUAGGCUUUUAUACUUUCAUUUUUGUAGCUCAACUUGAUGGUCUUGUGCGUGACACUUCAUCAUCUAAGACAACCUUCCUAUGACAUCUGCGCCAGAGCCGUAGUAGAAAAACGAUGUACAAGGUAAAACCCUAAGCCUGAAGCCUUUUAUUAUCCUUAUGAAAACAAAUAGUUAGUAACAAAGAUGAAAGUCUGAGAAAACCGAUAUUGAGGCGGAAACAAAAUAACGUCUCCAGGACGACGUGUGCUAUUAACCCUUUAAACCAUAAGAUCAAAAUUUGAAUUCUCAUUUGUUGCCCCUAUUCAUUUCCUACAGAAGAAGUGGGGAGAAGGUUAUAAAAUAUCAAGCAAAUUCAUCUUGUGUGAUCAUGUCCGUAAUUCUCAUGAGCACUCUGUUUUACAUAACAUUGAUAUUACAAGGAGAAAUUUGAUGCUGAUCACUCUUAGGGCUUAAAAGGUUAAAACGCCCAAAAUGACUAAGUUGCCUUCCGGAUGGAAACAAAGUGUUAUAAUUCUUUACAAAUAUUACAACACUCCUCUACAUAAUCCACAUAAGUAGAUUUUAUGGCGAGAAAUGGAAUACAAAGCACAAUUUUAAUUUCUUGUGAUAAGGCUCUCUUUUUAGGAGGAGGGCGAAAAAUCGCGAGAAGAUGGUGAGGGGGAAAGGGGAUGGGAGGAGUUUUUCCUCCGUUUUAUUCGGCCAAAUUUAGUCCCAAAGAAGGCUUGGAUAUUCAAAGGCGAAUUAAUGAUCUUAAAAGGUGGAACGGCUAUAAGCAAGAAGCCAAAUCACUGCUUUCGGAAGGAGGUAAAAGUACGCUUCCAAUGAAAAAGACAUACUCGGUAUGAAUAGAAAAAUGCGAAACGGUGCUAGGUGAACAAAGUGCCUCCCUCUUUUGCCCUCUUUUGUUUUGAACAGGUAUGGCCUUAGGACCAAUAGCCUUAUGCUACUCGGCCUUUGCCUCGGCUGGAUUUUUGGCAUUCUUUCCUUCCAUAAGGAUAAAGACGUAGUUUUUCAACUCUCUUUUGCACUUGUUAACGGUUUACAGGUUGGUAUUUUCUCCAAUAUUGUGUACAUACACAAAGCCAUUUCGCGAAUGAAUUCAUGAUGCAAUUUCAAACCAAAUGACGUCAUCACACCAGGUGAAAUAGAUUUGUCUCUAGGUUUCUGGUUUCGCGCCUUGCUUUUUUCACAUCAUAACUUGGGCAAUUGUGUCCUUUCGUUCCAACACUAAAGGCCAUGAAUUUGAUUUGUUAGAAAAGUCUCUCUCCUUUAUGCUAACCUGAGAAAACAGCUGACACCACUGGUUUCCCGGCGAAAUGACGUCUGAGAAACAAGCGCAGAAAUUCCACACUGAUGACGCGUCACUACCCAGAUCUGGGUAGUGCUUCUGAUUGGUCAUACACUGAGGUAAAUUUGCUUCAGCCAAUCAGAAGCAUUACCCAGAUCUGGAUAGUGACACGUCAUCAGCAUGGAAUUUCUGCGCUCGUUUCUCAGACGUCAUUUCCCGGGAAAACCAGUGAUGGCGCUGUAAAUGUCGGCUUUUUUCGCAGGCUACCUUUUUGUUGACAAAUUAAUAUUUUUUAACUGCCAUAAUAUUUUCUUGUUUCCGUUCCAGGGGAUAUUUUUGUUCUUUUUUCACUGUGUUCUAAACAUUGACGUAAGUACAGCUUUCGUGUAAUGCCCUCUUCCUAGAAAGACCUCAGUAUGUUAAAUCUCGAAUUGUUUAAACUAAAAACAUAUAAGAUGGCCUACGGGUAUUCAGUAUGGCGUAAUAGGUUGCUAUAGCAGCACUUAAUCCAGUGUUAAACAUCCUUAAUUUUAGUUUUAACUUCUCAUUUUUCAUUGAAUUGUAAUUGGUAUGUUAAAUAAAUCUUUGUCGAAAAUCUUAGAGGUAGUUCAGAGCCACCUUCAUUUUUUCACGACUUAACUAGGUGUAAUUUNAAUAUUGUGUACAUACACAAAGCCAUUUCGCGAAUGAAUUCAUGAUGCAAUUUCAAACCAAAUGACGUCAUCACACCAGGUGAAAUAGAUUUGUCUCUAGGUUUCUGGUUUCGCGCCUUGCUUUUUUCACAUCAUAACUUGGGCAAUUGUGUCCUUUCGUUCCAACACUAAAGGCCAUGAAUUUGAUUUGUUAGAAAAGUCUCUCUCCUUUAUGCUAACCUGAGAAAACAGCUGACACCACUGGUUUCCCGGCGAAAUGACGUCUGAGAAACAAGCGCAGAAAUUCCACACUGAUGACGCGUCACUACCCAGAUCUGGGUAGUGCUUCUGAUUGGUCAUACACUGAGGUAAAUUUGCUUCAGCCAAUCAGAAGCAUUACCCAGAUCUGGAUAGUGACACGUCAUCAGCAUGGAAUUUCUGCGCUCGUUUCUCAGACGUCAUUUCCCGGGAAAACCAGUGAUGGCGCUGUAAAUGUCGGCUUUUUUCGCAGGCUACCUUUUUGUUGACAAAUUAAUAUUUUUUAACUGCCAUAAUAUUUUCUUGUUUCCGUUCCAGGGGAUAUUUUUGUUCUUUUUUCACUGUGUUCUAAACAUUGACGUAAGUACAGCUUUCGUGUAAUGCCCUCUUCCUAGAAAGACCUCAGUAUGUUAAAUCUCGAAUUGUUUAAACUAAAAACAUAUAAGAUGGCCUACGGGUAUUCAGUAUGGCGUAAUAGGUUGCUAUAGCAGCACUUAAUCCAGUGUUAAACAUCCUUAAUUUUAGUUUUAACUUCUCAUUUUUCAUUGAAUUGUAAUUGGUAUGUUAAAUAAAUCUUUGUCGAAAAUCUUAGAGGUAGUUCAGAGCCACCUUCAUUUUUUCACGACUUAACUAGGUGUAAUUUAGCAUACCGUAAAAUUCCGAAAAUAAACCCCGGGGCUUAUAUUUUUCAAAGGCCCUUUUUGAGGGGCUUAUUUUUGGAGGGGCUUAUAUUCGGAGGGGCUUAUCUACGGGGGGAAAUUUGCGUUUCAAAAUCGAUUGGGCUAACCUUAUAGUUGGAAGUAAAUUUACCGCUUUUGCUUUGUUUUACUUUGUAUUUGAGGGCAAUUUUCCAAAUACAAGCCCACGGGAGCUUACAUUUGGAGGGGCGAUUUAACGGAGGGUUUUUUGCGUUACCGGUUUGGGGGGCUUAUAUUUGGAGGGGCUUAUACAUGGAGGGGAUUAUUUUCGGAACUUUAAGUUAUCUUUAACUUUAUUACCAGAUCAAAGCUUAUUACCAAUCAGGAGUUCAUCGCUGUAGCCAUGAAGAUGGCUGUUUGACUGACAGAGAACGUAGCAGACGGGUCAAUGCGCAAGCACAAGAUCCGGUAAGCACGUGAUAAUCACAUGGGUGUAGAACAAUGGAAAAGCGUUUCACUCCCCGAACCAUAACCAGUAACAACGGUAACUUCAAGUUAUGCACAUUCAACUCUCUCUUAACGGACAACACUGUAAGACGGGCACUGAGAGGUUGGUCCUUGUCGUCUUUUAGUUACAUUGUAGUCUUUUUUGUAUUUUCUAUAAGGCGAAUAUUCCUAUAAGACGGACAUUUAAUACCGCCAGUAAUACUGUGUCCGUCCUAGAGAGAAUUCCGGGGCUACUCGACCAAUAUUUUGGUAUAGGCGAGCCACUGCGGGUUUGAAAUCCUGACCUUGUUUAGGACCAAAAAGUCCUAAACUAAAUACCAUGUUUAGGACGACAGGCCCUCAAUUUCAUUACCCCUGUUUAGGAAAAGGACAAAAUGCGGGCUGUCUUGUUUUAACGCCAUUUUGUGGCAAUUGAAAUAGAACAAAUUCACAUUUUAGUCUGUCAUUGCUUUUGUACACUUACAGCAGGACUAAUUCGGACAAAUUAUAUACCCUCUUUCGGACAGACUCGCCCGCAAUUAUAUACCCUUUUUAGGACAAAGAAGACAAAAACCAUACCCUGUCCAGCGGCACAUCCCUGUAUAAGCCAUAUAAGGGAGUACCCCAUCCCCCGGGGAGUGAGUUAACUGUAUGAGUGACGGCUGACAGCAAGUAAACACAAAAACACACAAGGCCAUAUUUAGAAGCUCUGACACUUGGCUAUUGAGCAGCACGCGUCUCGUUUUUCAGGAGUAUCAGUCAAUUUGGGAAGGGAGAAAGAGAAGGGGAGAAAGGGAGAACCGGGGAUUCAUUCUCCAGUUCUUGCAGCUAACUUGGCUUGGAGCUUGAAACAGGCCCCAGCCGCAGAUUAUGCAGUAUCUACGGAGUCCGGGGGUAGUCCCGAAACACGUUACGAGACAGCCUUUUCCCUGGGAAUGAAUAUGGACCGGGGUGGUGCGUACACAAGCAGUUGAUCGUAUGCAAACAAAAGUAGGUGCGCAUGAUCGCCGCAUACUGCUAUUAGACCUCGCGUUUAUAUGGCCUUUUUAGACAGGAUCUCGUAGAAAGAUAAGCACCAGGAGCCACGCCCAGGACAACAUUCCAUUGAUAUCAGUAAGAGCACAGAGCAGUAGUAACCAGGUGAGAUACACGCCUACAUACCAGAAAGAGGGAAUUAAGUUAAAGGACACAGGUUAACGAGCUAAUUGUUAUCAUCAGGAAUUAAAAGGCGCACUCAUCGGGGAGCUUUAGCAAUGACAACAGCGACGGCACGAAAACGUCAAAAAUGCAAUUGACUCAACAAGAAAGACAACAACUUCGCGGGUGCAGCACAAUUUUUUGGUACAUUUCUUCGCCGUCACUGCACGACUGCUUUCUCCUUCUAAACUUGGCUUGGGUCUCUAAGAACUCAAUCCCAGGAAAAUUCACCUACAUUUGACAUUUUCAGUGAGUCCGAAUAAUUGCGACAAAGUUUGAAAAAAAGCGAAGUCUUUUUUAUAACGACGUUUUUGUUGCCGUCGUCGAUGCUAGAGCGGAAAACCAAGUUUAGCCUACGUAACAGGCGUUUUGUCUGGUGUGUUUUUCGUCCGUGUUUUUUAAAGUAAGAGCUCAGACGAGAAAGCGAUGGAGUAGAGGGCAAGAGAAAGAAGGCAGACAAAAAUCCUUCUGCCCUCUUUCACUCCCAUUUUCCCAUCGUUUCCUCUUUUGACCUCGAUUCAGUGUUGGCGCAGCUGUAUCUCUUGCUUUGUUACGAUACACAAACGAAAAGUUCACCAAAAAAAGCCAGCAAAGCAGGCUAAACCAGGUUUCUGUCGCUUGAAGCACAUUUUAUAUGAGUGUUGCUAUCCGCCCUCCCUGGAUGGGUUGUUAGUCCAUCACUGAUUGCCCCCAGAAGUAUAUCGCUGGUACCCAUUUCAGGAAGAAGAAAGACGUAGUGGAGCAAAAAUUAUUGUCUAAGGAAACUGCACCACGCAGAGGCUCAAACACGAACCUCAAUCCGAAUUCGCACUUCCACAUACAAUGAAUUUUCAAAAACUAACUGAAAAAAUAGGGCGCCCAGAAAUACGGAGUCUACGGGAAAAGGAUUAAGAAAGUAGUGAAGUUCUUGCAAAGAGAUUUAUAAUGGCCACAAAAGAGCAAUUUCAUUUGAGACAGGUUUAAGAAAGGGCUCAAAAGGGUCCAUGGUAUCAUGGUAAUGUAUCAGAAAUGAACCAAGCUGAUGAAAGGCGCUGAGGCACAGAACCGCAAGAACCUUCCUAACAUUUACUCACAUAAUUAUAAAUCAGCUCGCGUGUGCUCACUGAUUUGACAAGAAAACUUUUAAUGGCGGUCUAUGGUUAAAAGGAUUCUCGUUUCACCCCUUGUAAAAGAAUCCAAGACAGCCUUGGAUUCUGGAUUCCAAAACGUGGAUUCCGGAUUCCAGGUACCGGGAACCGGAUUCUUUUUCAGUGGAACUUGGAUUCCGGAUCUUAAUCGUUAGUGGGAUUCCGGAUUCCUGAGUUGUAUUCCGCAUUCCAAAACCGAGGAUUCAGGAUUCUACAGCAAAAAGGAGUUGUCGAAUAAUUCCACUUAGCCAUGAGAGUUGAUCCUUACACGUUUCAGUCUGGGUUAAUUAAUUACAUUUAUAUGAUACCAGAUCAGCUCUCGUACUUUGACUGGUGUAGUUAUUAAAUUUCGAUCCUGCUCGCCAUAGAGCCUCCAGUAGGUCAGUAGUUAGAUCAACCGAUCUAGAACUCGGAGGGCCACCUGGAGCUCGGAAUUUUUUCUGAGCUUUCUGGUGUUAGAAUUCUCCUUCCUCCAAACAACUCAUGUUCAGGAGAAGAGUAUUAAUGUGUGCUCGCUCUAAGCUGUCUGUGGCACCAGAGAUUAUAGUUUACUCUUUCAUUCCCGUUAGGACGAAAACUCUGCUGUUUCCCCACCCACUGCACCAAAAGCAGAGCCUCAGCCACUAGAGGUUACAGUUGAGUCAAAGAGGGAAUCGCCACCAGUGGAGGCGGAGGCAGCGGUGGAGAGAGCCCCACCGAAGCCUGACCACGAUGCUUAUCCCAGUCUUCCCGGGACACCUGAGCCGCACAUAUCUGAAUUUGAAGUGAAGCAACCAAGACGACAGAGCACGCCACCUGAUCAGCUUGUGAGCAAAAGGACCAAAGAGGUAACUCAAGAGUUUCCGGAGGAAACCAACCCAUUUGAGAAUAUUCAUUAGAUUUUUUAAAUGUGAAACCCAUUUUGUAUAGGUAAUAGCAUGAUUUGUAGUGAUAUUUGGCAUAAAUACCACGAGUGAUAUUUCGAAAUUGUUAUACGUAAUUUCACGAGCCGUUAGGCGAGUGAAAUUUGAGACAAUUUUGAAAUAUCACGNAGGACGAAAACUCUGCUGUUUCCCCACCCACUGCACCAAAAGCAGAGCCUCAGCCACUAGAGGUUACAGUUGAGUCAAAGAGGGAAUCGCCACCAGUGGAGGCGGAGGCAGCGGUGGAGAGAGCCCCACCGAAGCCUGACCACGAUGCUUAUCCCAGUCUUCCCGGGACACCCGAGCCGCACAUAUCUGAAUUUGAAGUGAAGCAACCAAGACGACAGAGCACGCCACCUGAUCAGCUUGUGAGCAAAAGGACCAAAGAGGUAACUCAAGAGUUUCCGGAGGAAACCAACCCAUUUGAGAAUAUUCAUUAGAUUUUUUAAAUGUGAAACCCAUUUUGUAUAGGUAAUAGCAUGAUUUGUAGUGAUAUUUGGCAUAAAUACCACGAGUGAUAUUUCGAAAUUGUUAUACGUAAUUUCACGAGCCGUUAGGCGAGUGAAAUUUGAGACAAUUUUGAAAUAUCACGAGGGGUACAUAUGCAAAAUAUCACGUACAAAUCAUGCUAUUAUUUGUUUAUACUAUUACCCAAAAAAGGUUUGUAAUUUUCACAUGUAGGUAUUUCAAAUUAAGCUGAAAUACCACUGUUCUAAGCCAAUCAAACUGCAGAAAUUUCUAAUGUAGUAGUAUAAACCACCUAAUCCAUCUGCAAACUUAAAAGUUAGAGUCACCUUGCGAAGCAUGAUAAAUAGCGCGACAGGGAAAUACUGCUCAGUACAACUUUUAUCUGACCGUAUUUGGUUUCCUAAUGAUAAGGAAAAAUGGCGGAGAUAAGGCCCACGCCCUAAAGGCAACACCUUAUGGCGGGAUAAUCUGCCCGCCGGACACAAAGUCUUAACAUCACGAUUAUUACCCGGCCGGGUUUCAAACCUGUGAUCUUCCGGCCGCUUGGCAGGCAACAGGCACUGGAUACUAAUCACUGCGCUAACGAUGAAAAAGGCAGCAGAUUACAUGUCCUUAUAUCGGGGCCUCACAUCUGUGACAUUCUUCUCCAUUUUUUCCUACAAGGUGGAGGGAAUAGGUAGAAGAUCAGCGACUCCAACCAGCUUAUCAAACUACAAGCCGCUUGCUGACGACAGAAGUGAAAACUAUCCCUCUUCUCAUGCAGCUGAAAACUUGAGAGUAAGUAUAAUAUCUCUUUUCUAGUUACUCCAGUGAAAAUACGGAGAUUUACGUCCUUCUGGUUAAUGUUGCAUAUACAGCUGCUUUAAUAAUAUUAACGUUGUUGAAUUUUACUAAGGGCCCAAUCCUACGCGUCAUGACGGCAUGGUCAUGUGGGAGCUGUAAACCCUUUGUUGUUCGGUCACAACUUGGCGGUUGUAAAACGGCUAUAGUAUCGUAUGAAAUAACAAAGCCUGUUCUUUGCGAUUUAAUUUAUAACGCAACAGUUGCUUCACAACUGAUGUUGAUAAUUUUUUUUUCUGAAGAAACCCGUAUUGCUGAGUGGUCUCGUUACGUACACUGAACGUAGGCUUUCCGACAACGUUAAUAGUCCUGUAUACCCAGGAGAGGGGGGGAGGGGGGGGGGCGGUUACCUCCUCGUUAUAGGCUAAUGGGGAUAUACCGCUGGAUGGGAUCGCAUUUUCACGACUGGAUUGACUACAAUGGGGUUGCUUUUAUCAUAGAGUUACUAAAAUGGGGUCGCUCAUUCUCGGGAUUUUUGGGGUGAGAAAAUUCUGGUAAGUAGGGAUUUAAAAACGGGAGAUUUUUUACUAAAUUCGUUUGUCCAAAUCAGUGUGUCAAUUCAUUUUAAGAUGACCCAGUUAAAAGGCUGUAUAAGGUAGACGCAUAAACAGAAAGUGACUAACUGUAAGUUGGGAUCGCGAAAAUUACAUUUGUACAGAAAUGACCAAGAUGGGGUCUAUAAUUGACUCAAGAAUAGACCAUAAUGGGGUAGGGGCACUGAAAGAUCGGCGGCACAUACAGCAAAAAUUGACCCAAGUACAGUCCCGCUCCAACGGGCGGUGUACCAAUGAGCCUGUUCCAGGCUCCGAGAUAGUCGGAUCCGCGAACACGAAAAUAAAACGGGAGGAACCUUUUUCCUUUUUCCCGCCCUGCCAACUUUUCGCUAGCCUCCCACGCAGGCGUUUUUUAGGGAGCCCGUUUUCAUCCCUCCCCACAAACGAGCUCCCCUAAAAACGCCUGCGUGGGAGGCUAACUUUUCCCGUACCUUUCACUUUCUCGUCUACCCCACUAUCUGAGAACCUGGAACAGGCUAUUAACCAAUGCGUAGCACAAUCUGAACCAUAUCCAGGCGGAUACCAAAAAAGGUUCUGGACAAAAGUAUCAAUAAAAGAAGGUGACUAUAAAUAAAGGUACAGUGCGGACACAGGAGAGCCUGUCGUACAUCAGUACGUAUAUCGUUCUGUCUGAAAUGGCCAAGACGUAAAGACGUUUCCGCUGUGGAGACCUGGUCAUAACAGACAUUACAGAGAGGUUAGCAGAAGAGUGAAUGCAUGGACUGUCAACCGGAACAGAAAAGAAUGCCAUUAGUAACGUUUCAAUCUUAGUUUCUUUAGUUGAAGUUAUGAUUGUGUACUGUGGUUGUUUAAAGGUGAUGUUACACGGGACGUUUCGCAAUGACAAUUUUGAGCGCAACACAGCGUUACAACAUUGUUGCUACAUUGCAUCGAAUGGUUGCAACGUUGUUCCAACGUUGCAACGCUGUGUUGCGCUUAAAAUAGUCGUUGCGAAUCGUCUCGUGUAACAUGACCUUAAUUUGACAUUCAGGUACAUCAAAGAGCUGGUAAAUCACGCAGCGAGCCUGCAAUCCCUGCUUUUGACGUGCAUAAACCUGCACAAAAACAGUACUCCACUCACGUGGACAGCAAAUCAGAUGAUCGCAAACUUAGUGUCCAGUCCUCCCAUUCUACAGGAUCUUCAGAGAAAAAACCAAGACGGACUUCACGAACAACGCAAAGCACGCCUUUGAAUGAGGUAAGUCCAAAGGCCGUUGGAUAAUUAACCUAAAUUUAUGAUGUUUUUCCAGAAUCUCAGACGCACAGUUAUUUCCUUUCUUAAACUCUUCCAGGAAAUAACAUCUCUGAUCAAGGUGUAAUAUAAAGCCCAACGUUCAAGAUCGUAUAUUGACCCAGUUUUAGUGGCAUGAAACACUAAGAAAAAUUACUUGGUUACUCUCGUCAUUGUGUUUCCAGAAUAGAACUGUACACUAGGAUUUGAAUGCGAAGCAAUGCUUGUUGUUUAGACCUGAUUCAUUUUGCCAAACCACACCGCAACCGUCUCUGGUCACUUGAACCCUUUUUACGCGGCGUCCAGGUUAAACUGAACUGAGAAUGAAAAACUUUGGAUUUACCACUCUUCAGUCUUUCUCAAGUUUUUCAUUGCAAAGCUAGAAGCGCAAAAUUUUUUUUUAUGCAAAAUGGUAACCGCGUGGUUAACGUUCGCUGUAAAGGUCUAUGAUCAAACCAGAAAAGCAAUACAAAUCUACCAAAAAACUUUGUUUGUGCGUUACGUUCGCUUUCAUUUCAAGAGAAAAAAAGCGCUUUUUUCCCGCUCCCCGUUUUUCUUGCUUGUCUUCCUCUUUUUUUCCCUUUUGGUUUGGCUUUUGCUAGGCUGCAUUCCGCUAGUAGUAAAAUGACGUCAUCAUAUUCGUGACAUCAUCUAGUAAAGUCAUGAACAAUGACGUUGAUUAUGAUAAGAAGAAACUUUUGAUACGAGUUCUCUCAGUUUUUCUUUGCUGCUUUUUUUUUCCAGUUGGAGAGUUUGUUUUCCAAUCCAUAUUAUGUUAAACCUCAAAGACCAUCAGUAUCUAGUCUGUAUGGUCCGGGCGGAGGAGAUAGAAAGAAUUCUUACGAGGUAACUAAAUACUUUUCUAGCCUAUAACCUGUACCAGCUGUUCAUGAGAUUGUGGCGACGGCCUUAUAAGAUGUGAGUAGGAAAAACAGCAAGGGAGGGGUGGGGUUGUGGUUGAGAGAAAAGGAACCCGCUCCUCUCUCCCUUUUUUUCGACUUAGUUUUUUCUGCUCUUUGACUUUGCAUCGCAUUUCACUAUCUGAACGCUUUGAACAGGCUAUCUAGUCUGUUAAAGGUCUUAAGUACUUAACUAUAAUAAAUACUACGUUCCAUGUCAUGAGUAUUGGGAGCUUACUAAAAACGUCAUUACCUUCUUUUUUUACCAGUGAGCUUAUAAACUACCUCCAGAAACAACUUCACACAACGGCACAGAAACAGGGGGUGGGGGAGGGGAGGAGGGCCCAGAAACCUUUUUGUUGUUAGCAAAUGUAAAGUUCAAACUGUCCUCUUCUUUUGUCUCUGCUGUAGACAGUUCAAGGUUCAAGAACAUCUUCCCGCAAUACAGAAGAAACCAUGCUCUGAGCUGUGUAAACAGCUGUUUGGUGAUGUUUUGAACUAAAGCUAUGUAAACAGCGAUGGCAAGCUUCACAGUUUGAGUGAAAAUGAGAAGAAGCAUGGCCACAGGACUAUUUGUGGCUUAGGUCAGACUCGAGGAUGUUGAUGACGGAUAUGAAAAUAUGGUCCGAAAAUAUGCCUACUGGCUUAACUUGAACUUCAUAAAUGCCUGAUAAAAAUGAACAAGGCC
Porites evermanni is the source of this 20337-nucleotide messenger RNA. The record is from the annotation of a GenBank genome assembly. NCBI's taxonomy places the organism in Eukaryota, Metazoa, Cnidaria, Anthozoa, Scleractinia, Poritidae.